ACAGCCCCUUAUUUCAAAUUCCCCCCAAAUUUCGACCUCUCCGCCAUUCUCCCCAUUUUUUUCAAAAAACGUUACUCUCUCUGUCUGUGUCUCUGUUAAGCAGCUAACCUCUUCCUUGUUGAGCUGUAUAACUCUCUCACGACAACCCCCAUUUCUCUCUUUUUACUGUUGUUUUUCUUUCUUGGAACGUUUUCGAUUUUGUCGAUUCAAAAUUAAAUGCCCCCAAAUCAUGACCUCUCUAAAUCCCUAAUAAAUUGGCACAUUCCAGCACUCCCACAUUAAUAUCCCGCUUCCUCUUUGUUUCUGCACUAUCUGCCCUUCCCAAUGGCAACUUCAGCGUUCAAGUCAACCACCAAGAGAACUUCCCUCGCCAACUCUACCGACGACUCUUCUUCCUCCAAUCGGACCUCCGUCCACCGUCGCGCCAGGAGUCUCAGCAGAAUCUCCCGCCGGCUUCCCGGAGCCGACGACUAUGAAGAGCCUACUUCCGCUCCGAGGUCCAGAGGAAGGUUCGUCAACACUGUCAGGGGAUCGGGCUUCCCGGAGAUUAGUCUUGACGAUCUCGCCAUUGAGCUCUUUGACUCCUCCCUCAGAGGGCGCUCGGCUUCGCGUAAUGCUGCCGUCAGUCCCCGUAAUGGUGAAGGAGGGAAAGGAGGAGGAGAGAGUGCGACUCAGAGAAGAGGAAGGUCGGUGUCCAGGCAAGGAUCCAGGGGUAGUUUUGUAAAUAGUUGUGGUGGAGGAAGGUUAACUUCGGACACUGCUAACUCUAGGAGGAGAAGAUCGGUCUCAGUUGUUCGGUAUCAAAUUAGCGAUUCUGAGAGUGAUCUAGAUCAUUCACAUAACUCAAGCAAUCGUGCUAGUGUGAGGAGUUCCAUUGGUGGAAAUCAGAUAUCCUCGACUCAUAAGCCAACAGCUUCAAAUGAUAGACAAGGAUUGAGAAGGACUCUGAGCCAAAAGGACUUAAAGUAUCAUGAUGGCUACUCUAGCCACUCUUCUGCUUUAACUGAUGAUGAAGGAAGAGAUGCUCUUUCCAGUAAAAAUGGGAUGGAGAAGACAAUACGAGCGGUUUAUGCACAGAAAAAGGGGGAGCAUCCCACUGGGGAUGAUAUAAAUGGUGGGUUGUAUGCCGCAAUGCGAAAAGAGCUUAGACAUGCUGUGGAAGAGAUCAAAACUCAACUUGAAAAAGAAAUGGUGAAAACAGAGAAGUCCGGGAUAGCAAGUGAUGAUAGUUUGCAGUCUGACAAUUCUGAUGUUCUUCAGGCUGUUUCUACAAUUAGAAGGAUGUGUACAACAAAAUUUGAAAAGUCAGAGAAGCGUAGACAAGAUUUAUUAGCUGAGAUUCUGUUGGAGGAGAAGCACGGGAGGGAGCUGUCUAAAAUUGUUAAAGAAUUGCUUCCCGAACCAAAUAACUCAAGUGUUGAGAAACCAUUGCGAGCCAGAAAGAGGAGCAAUGACAGAACUAGGAUGUCCAAGCAAUUGACUGAGGAAGCUGAAAAAUAUAUCGAAGAUUUUAUUUCAAAUGUUGAAGAUACAGAUAUUUCUUCAUUAGAUGGAGACAGGAGUGAUACUAGUUCAAGUGUAGGAGGAAUGACAAGGACACCAACUUUCCAGAGUCCAGCAGUAUUUAAGUCUGUGCCCAUUGAAAUGGAUGGGGUAAUGCUGCCUUGGUUACAGUGGGAGACUUCUAAUGAUGCUUCUCCAUUAUCUUGCAAGAAUAAAUGCAAUCCUUCUCAGGAAGCAUCCUCUGCACAAGAUAUAAUCAAUCAAUUUACCAGCAGCCAUGGGAGUUGUAGCCCAGCAUUUACCGAUUGCCCUUCAGUAAGUCUUGGAGAAGAUACAGGAACUAAAUUUGGACAACCUGGACGUUACCAAAGCCAAUUCUGUUCAAAUGGAAACAAUACAAUGCGGUUUGAUGUGGAUGAUUAUCUCAACCUUAAAAGCAACGAAGCUUUACUACAUGAAAUAUGGAGCCAACGACAUAGAAUUAGUUCAGGUGGUCUUCUGCUUUGUAACCAGAUGUUUUUUUAGCUGCAACCUUCUGGGGUGGUGCUAUGACAUAUUCGUCUUAGUCUGAUUUAAACUACAGUAAUUACCCCGUAUAUAUAAUUGUUUAAUUUCUAAUAA
Theobroma umbraticum is the source of this 2124-nucleotide messenger RNA. RefSeq lists its product as uncharacterized. NCBI's taxonomy places the organism in Eukaryota, Viridiplantae, Streptophyta, Magnoliopsida, Malvales, Malvaceae. The record is from RefSeq and is a predicted model, not a curated record.